UUUGUGUGACCACGGCUUCAUUCGUGUGCCAUCGUUUCUGCUGUUUUCUGCGUUGAUUUCUAUACGCUUUACCUUUAUUACCAGCAACUGUUGUGGUGACGAAGUGUGCUAACGAUCGUUUUAAGUUCUAGAAAGAAGCGGCCGUGUAUCUUUAAUCAAUCCACCACCGUCGGUUUCAUUCGUCCGCAAGAAAAAUUGGUGCUGCUGGGUCCAGCAAUCAACACAAAGCGGUGCGAAGCGUUUGGAAGUCAAACAAAACCGAACACAAUUGGUCGUUUCGAUCCGGUAGCAGCGAACGAGGUGUACGUAUCGGUUGUGUCCGAAUCAACCGUGACCAGUGCCUGCAGUUGCACAAUAAAGCAUCGCAUCGGACAUAAAGAAGAACAGGUGAUUCCCAUCACCCCCGCCCUCCCCCCGCCGGGCCCGCCACCAACAAACAACAAAACCAGCUGAUCUAACAAAUGCCAAUAGUCACAGUCGUAAGCGAACGGCGUACCAGCAUCCGAGGUUAGGGGGGAACCGGGUUAAUCAUGGCACCGGAUGCGAUCGGAACGGCACUGUACAGUGAGAACAACAACCAGCACGAGAAGCCACAACAGCGACCGGUUAUGAUGAACGGUUCCCCGAGGGUUGACGAGCGCCAUGACGUUGCUAACGGUGAUGUGCAGCUCAAACACAACCAGCAACAACAACAACAACAACCAGCGGAUGAGGAUCGUUCUGCACGGCAAUCGCUCAUCAUACUGGCGGCCAUUUUCUUUACCAGCCUGUUUGCGAUGUUGUACGUCUAUGCAAUGUUUCCCCAGCUGGAAGAGUCUGAAAAGCAAAACCUUAAGGUGCCGUUCGAUAUCGAGGAUGCCAAGCAGCUGGGCCGUGUGCUCGAUCGCUACAAGGAUCUGUACAAUGUUGAGGUGAUGUUUGGCAUCAUACUGGUGUACAUAUUUCUACAAACGUUUGCCAUACCGGGUUCAUUGUUCCUAUCGAUACUGAGCGGAUUCCUGUACAGUUUCCCGGUUGCACUCACGCUCGUAUGCUUCUGUUCCGCGCUCGGUGCUACACUGUGCUAUCUGCUGUCGCAGCUGGUCGGACGGCGGUUGGUGAAGUACUACUUUCCGGAACGGGCCCACCACUGGGCGAAGCAGGUCGAUCGGCACCGGGACGAUCUGCUCAGCUAUAUGCUGUUCCUGCGCAUGACACCGUUCCUGCCGAACUGGUUCAUCAACCUAGUCGCGCCGGUGAUCGGUGUACCGCUGUACCCGUUCGCACUCGGCACAUUCCUUGGCGUCGCGCCGCCCUCCUUCAUCGCCAUCCAGGCGGGCAAAACGCUCUACAAGAUGACCAGUUCGAGCGACGCGUUCAGCUGGGGCUCGAUCGCGAUGCUGGCCGCCUUCUCCGUCGUAGCGCUCGUGCCGGUUAUCUUUAAGCGAUACUUUAAAACAAAGAUCGACUAAAGCGUGCCCGGGGGAUGGGGUUUUGCUGAUGUAUUUACUUCAAUGCUAAAAAUUCUUGCAUGACGUAUAGGCCCAAGCCGAUAGGUUAAUAAUAUGUAGCCAAAGAGAUAACAAAAAAAAAAACAGCAACUAAAUUAAGUAAGGAUAGCUGGGUAUGUGCGCGGGCAUGUUACGGUUACACGCGAUUAAUUCCUAUUAUUGCUACUGACGACGAGGAUGAUACGUAGUUCUAUUAUUUGUUUUGGCAUGGAACCGACCGCAAACUUUACGAUUUCCACAUACACGCGACGCACAUACGAUGGGUAACGAUAAGAAGGGUAUGGUUUAAAACACAUACCUAGGUGGAUAGAAGCUAAAAGGUAAGGGAACGAAUUAAAUAUGAACAGAAACAACAGCAGCUACUAGAACAAGACACACACACACAAAACGAAAGACAAAAUUAGCUUACAAUCUAGAGAAGCCAACUUAUUAGUAGAUAAAAUACCAAAACCAUCAAACCCGGUUUUCAAAAACAGAAUCAGUUCAGGAAUAUUCAAACCAGGAUAUAUUGUUCAGUUACUGUAGACAAGCAGGUACGAAACAGCUCAAACUCAAAAUUGUCACCAAAUUUACUGUCACAACUAAAUUGAAAUGGUGAGCAGCAAGCUGCUGCAAAAAGGGUAUAGGUUUCGGUUUUAUUUUACUGUUCAUUUGUGAUGUGAUCGUAUCCUUUAUUUAGCACGAAGAAUGAAGACGAAAACGGCGAUACACAACAUGCGUGCAUGUGUUGGAAAUCGGCAAAGGAAAGAUUAGUCAAACCAGUAGUGUGUAAGUAAUUGGUGAAAGAUGUCGGAUUGUAUAAAAAACAAAAUCAAACAAACACAAAACCAAGCAAAAUAGGGAGGCGUGCGUUACAAUAAGUAAUAGCUAAAUGUCACAAUAAUGAUGGCACGCAAGUAAGAUAACCGGAAGGAAAUGUGGAAACCCAGAAGGGUGGGAAAAACAAAAAAAUGCAAAUGGGCAAAUACCGCAAACACACAAAAAAAACAAGUCAUUGAACACGUCUAUCCGGCUUACGUGGGUGCGAUAGUCACGCGCUUCGAGUUAGAAGAUAUAGGUAGACGAUAAUUUAUUGCAUAGAAACAAAAUACAAAAUUCUGUGGUAUAGGUAGGUUGGGUGGGAGCAUGGGGUUUGCCCAACGAACCGAUUGGCAGUGUGGAAUAUGAUUUUCGCGAUUAUUUCCAAUUGUACCAUUCAUAAUAAAUGAACCGAUACGAUUAACCCGGACCAAAAGCUAAAA
Messenger RNA from Anopheles funestus (African malaria mosquito), 2731 nucleotides. RefSeq names its product transmembrane protein 41 homolog (gene stas). Lineage: Eukaryota; Metazoa; Arthropoda; Insecta; Diptera; Culicidae. The record is from RefSeq and is a predicted model, not a curated record. The coding region runs from base 531 to 1451 and encodes 306 amino acids. The transcript is spliced from 4 exons. Gene Ontology annotation, cellular component: endoplasmic reticulum membrane.